UUCCAGGGCUUGUUUCCUUUAUCUCACCCUAACCACUUAAACCUUCCUUGGAAAGGGGUUAUAGGAGGGUUGGGAGCGUCCGCCCGCUCCCAACGCCCUAUUGCCCAUCUUUGUCUACAUGCUCAGAGCGAAUAGGAGACAACCAGAACCACCUCCGCGCCGCGGUCUACAAAGCCCGGAGAGUCGAAGGCGGGAGGGGUCGGGCGUUCUCCGGAGGCAGGAGGAUCCCUCACACUCUCAGGCACGCCCAGCUCCCGGAUAAAGCCACCCCCUGCUCCAUGAGGACCCCCAGGCCGGGGCUGAGAGCCCGGAGCAGCCGGCACCGAAAUCUUGCGGCGGCCUUAGAGCGCUAGACAGGUCAGUGCCCAGGCGGGAUGAGGGGCCAAGGUGGAGGCGACCGGCGACACGCUCGCCCGUCCAUCCUGUCCCCCGCGCAGCUUCCCAAAGCCAGCCAGGGGGUCACCUCCGCCGGGACACCCAAUAGAAGGAGCGUGAUUCUGCAUUUUUCCUGACGGGAAGGUGUGGAGCCACCCCUCUGCAGCCCACCCCAGCCCAGGUGAUGCUCGGACUGGGGGAGGGGGGAGGGGCAGGGCGGUCAGCGGCGUAGGGACGUCCCCCGCUCUAAUAAAGCGGUGCUUUUCUACUUAUGCAUUGCCGCGUUGAAGCCACAGCAUCCAAAUGCCUCUCGCAUCAAGAUGCCAGGCCUCGGGUGUGAGAGGAAAACGAGAUGCUGAAAAGGCGAGAAGAAAGGAGACCCGAGACACUUGAGGCCGAGGGAAUGAGGGAAAGGGUACCGGGAAAAUGACUCGCGAUGAAAAUCCUAGUGCGAUGUACGGAGAGCGCCCCUGGGAGCCCUCAAGAGCCUCCGAGGUCGCCGGGGUCAAGGACUCCAGCCCUUACCUUCCCUCCCUCCGUUUCUCACCCUCCCUACCCCCAACCCCAGGAUGCGGCUGGGCCGCCGGGCCCUGUGCGCGCUGGUCCUGCUGCUCGCCUGCGCCUCGCUAGGUCUCCUGUACGCAAGCACCCGAGAGGCGCCGGGCCUCCGGACCCCUCUUGCUCUGUGGGCACCCCCGCACGGCCCCCCCAGGCCCGAGCUGCCAGAUCUUGUCCCGGAGCCCCGCUAUGCACACAUCCCAGUCAGGAUCAAGGAGCAAGUGGUCGGGCUGUUGACUCAGAACAACUGCAGUUGUGAGUCCAGUGGGGGGAGCUUCCCCCUUCCCUUCCAGAGACAGGUCCGAGCCAUUGAUCUCACCAAGGCCUUUGACCCUGAGGAGCUGAGGGCUGCCUCUGCAGAAAGGGAAAGAGAGUUCCAGGCCUUCCUUUCAAGGAGCCAGUCCCCAGCUGACCAGCUGCUCAUAGCCCCUGCCAACUCCCCCCUACAGUAUCCUCUGCAGGGUGUGGAGGUUCAGCCCCUCAGGAGCAUCUUAGUGCCAGGGUUGAGCCUGCAGGCAGCUUCUGGUCAGGAGGUAUACCAGGUGAACCUGACUGCUUCCCUGGGCACCUGGGAUGUGGCAGGGCAAGUGACUGGAGUGACUGUCAUUGGAGAAGGGCAGCCAGAUCUCACCCUUGCCAGCCCAGGGCUGGACCACCUCAACCGGCAGCUACAACUGGUCACUUACAGUAGCGGAAGCUACCAGACCAACACAGCAGACACAGUCCGGUUCUCCACCCAAGGACAUGAGGCUGCCUUCACCAUCCGCAUAAGACAUCCCCUCAACCCCCGACUGUACCCGCCUGGGUCUCUACCUCAGGAAGCAGGCCAGUACAACAUCAGCGCUCUGGUCACCAUUGCCACCAAGACCUUCCUUCGAUAUGAUCGGCUACGGGCACUCAUCGCUAGCAUCCGCCGCUUCUACCCCACGGUCACCGUGGUCAUUGCUGACGACAGUGACAAACCAGAGCGCGUUAUUGGUCCCCACGUGGAGCACUAUCUUAUGCCCUUCGGCAAGGGCUGGUUCGCGGGCCGGAACCUGGCCGUGUCCCAAGUAACCACCAAAUAUGUGUUGUGGGUGGACGACGACUUUGUCUUCACAGCGCGCACGCGGCUGGAGAGACUUGUGGACGUUCUGGAGCGGACGCCGCUGGACCUGGUUGGGGGAGCAGUGCGGGAGAUUUCGGGUUUUGCUACUACUUACCGGCAGCUGCUGAGCGUGGAACAAGGCGCCCCAGGCCUCGGGAACUGCCUCCGGCAAAGGCGUGGCUUCCACCACGAGCUCGUUGGCUUCCCAGGCUGCGUGGUCACCGAUGGCGUCGUCAACUUCUUUCUGGCGCGCACUGACAAGGUGCGAGAGGUCGGCUUCGAUCCGCGCCUGAGCCGCGUAGCACAUCUGGCAUCUGCAAAGGUGACACCACUGAAGUCUAGGACCACAACUCUGACAGGCUCAGCAACUAGGAUGGGAGAAGGCAGGAGUACCAAGAUACCAGCAUGGGUCAUGCCCAAAUCUCCCUCCGUGUCAUCCCAUCUUACCUGUGUCUGGUAAGUUAUCUGGCUUUGGAGAUGCCUAUAAAUAGAGAAGAGUGGCCACCACUACCCCCAAAAUAAGCAUGAAUGUAUACACCUCUUGAGCACAACAACCCACCUCAGAACAUAUCUGCUUCCAAAUCCCAGAAGACUCACUCUGCUCCUUGGCCAAGUUCCUUACCUUGCCUCCUUCUCCAAGCCCCAGAUGCCACUCCAAGAUGCGGCGAAAGUUCCCACGAGUCCCAAAGUAGAGUGGUGUUGGAUAUCUCAAGAUACAGAGACCUGGGACCUGGAGGAGCUAAAAGCGAGAGGGUCAUAGAAACAUCCAGGUCUAAUAUUCUCUUCCUUUUUUGGCCAAAGCCCACUCACCCUAUGGCUCUCUCUGAGUGGCCGGUAGAGUUCUGUUCCCUCAGCCAAUCCAAGUGCUAGGCACUGGACCCUAGGGAAAAAGCUGGGGUCAGAUUUUCAGCCUAACCUGGUCUGACCAGAGAGUUACCCCUCAUACCUGGUCUCUCCCUCUCCUCAUCUCAACUCUGCCCAUCUUUUUGCCUACCUUUGCGUGCGGCAGACCACUGUCAUCAUGGAGAAGAUCACACCCACGGCCAGACCCAGGUCCACAUUCAGUGUCACUACAGCUACCCAUGUGACUAUCCACACAGCCUGUAGGACACAAAUAGGGGUGGACUUCCCAGAAGAAAGACUGAUCCAAUGGCAGUGACUACUAAGGCAAGUGAGGGAAAGGGGGACGCAGAAAAAAGUAGGAAGCAUGGUAGAAGGAAGAGGCAGGACUGACUCACUGAUAUACACCUGGGACCUUGUGCCAGUUGGGAGGUUACAAAUAUUCUGAGGAGUUCAGACCCCACCCUUUAAAUGGUUUUAGGAAGUGUAUGUGGUGGUGGAGGAUGAGUUGAAGGACUUAGGACAGUUAGCAUUGGCCCAUGGUAGAGACUGGGGAUACAGAGGAUGCUGGGAAGAUGGAAGGGGCAAUCUGGGGUAAUGCCACCACUUCUCACAAAGUCCAUGCGACUGAUGUGCCAUAGCUGUGGAAGUUCCUGCAUCUGGAAGAACAUCUGGCGCAUACUGGAGAUGUUGAUGCAAGCCAGGACAGCCUUGGGGCAGAGGAGGUGGGCUGACUGCCACAAUGUCCCGGAAUACACCACCACCCCUGAUAUGGCCAUGCCUCUUCAGCCCCCUACCUUUGGCAGAUAGUAGAAGAAGGGUCCCAGCCACAGCAGCACCAAAAGGACAACUAUACAGGAGAAGAGGCCUGCCAACUAGCGGGAAGGAGGGAUGGAAAAAAGGAAGGCAGGUAGAAGAUUGGUAGAUACCCCAGUAGCAUCCCUCACCCCCAUGAGAGAGCUGGUCUCUCUGCCUGCUCUGCUUCAUCUUCCUCAGAAGUCCCCCUCCUCCCAAACCUCUUUCCACAUGGGUAGACCACACUCCUAACCUCCUACUUGAUAUUCAGCUAUCAACAUCCCUCCCUUUCCCCCAAUUAAAUGUCCAUAAUUCUCCAGACUA
Messenger RNA from Marmota flaviventris (yellow-bellied marmot), 3979 nucleotides. NCBI's taxonomy places the organism in Eukaryota, Metazoa, Chordata, Mammalia, Rodentia, Sciuridae. The record is from RefSeq and is a predicted model, not a curated record.